Messenger RNA from Anisakis simplex (herring worm), 1482 nucleotides. Lineage: Eukaryota; Metazoa; Nematoda; Chromadorea; Rhabditida; Anisakidae. The record is from the annotation of a GenBank genome assembly.
AUGCUAAAGGUGCCAUUCGGUGUUGCCUACGUGAUAGCGCCAGAUCGUUUCGUGACCUUCGAUGGUCGUGUGUUUGCCUUCCACUCAGCAUGUGAAUAUCUGUUGGCCACUGAUCUUAUGCAUCAGCAAUUCUCUCUGAUUGGCAGUUUCAAACGAGAGAGAGCUGGCACGGAAUUGGAUGCGAUUAAAGUGGAGAUUCAGAAGGAUCAAAUUGUGAUGCAUUUGAACGGAAAGGCAGAAGUUGGCGGUCGGGAAGUUUCGAUGCCAUGGCAAAAAGUCGAUACAAUGGACGGAAGUGCAUUGGUGUCGAUUCAUCGUGAAGGAGACUGGACCAUACUCAAAUCAUACAUUGGCGUUGAGGUGAAGUGCAAUUCGGUGCAUCACCUGUGCGAGAUCAAAUUACCCGGACGAAUGCACGCGAAGAGCGGUGGUUUGCUGGGUUGUAAUGAUAACGAACCUUAUAACGACUUGGAUCUCAUCGAUGGAACGCACAAUAAUGAGACGAAUAUCUUGGCUGAACAUUGGGCUGUACAAGGCUCUUGCCGUGCCAAUGAAGCGCCACCGUUGCGUAGCCAAGAGAACGAGAAAUGCGAGGAGUUGUUCAUUUCAUCAGGCAGUUCGUUGAGUGAUUGCUUCUCACAGGUGAAUCCACAGAAAUUCGAGCAGAUCUGUUCAUCGGACCGACCGGAGCAUCAAUGCAGAGCAGUGUCGGCGUUUGUUCACGUUUGCACUAAUAACGGCAUUGAUCUAUCACUUCCAAAACCAUGUGUGCACUGUGAGGAUGGUCUGAAGAUGGAUGAAGAGAUAGAAGUGCCUCAUGCGGGUAAAGGACACGAUAUUGUGUUCGUUGUACAGGAGAAAGCUUGUCUGGAUCCAUACAAACAGAACAUUGCUCGUAUUGCGCAGGCAAUCGGAAGUCAACAAAGGGAUGCACGUUUCGGUUGGAUCGGCUAUGGUGGCGAGGGUAUUCACCAUUCACCACAUAUCCAUUACGGGCAUGAUUCGGCACUUCUCGACAUGAACGCGUUCGUACGUCAAACCCAACACAAAUUCGAGAGCGAAUCCGGUUUUGAGCCGAAGCCAAUGUGCACUCUCGAAGCUAUCAAAUAUGCUGUGGAGCAUUUUCCGUUCAGGUUGGGUGCAGCAAAAAGUAUCGUGUUGGUAACGUGUAAACCAUGCAUUGGUGGUUCACAUUCGGUCAGCCAAUCGGAACUGCAGGAGUUGGUGAUAAGUCAUGGAAUAACGAUGCAUAUGCUUUCGUUGGCUAAGAUCAAGACGUCCGACAAGGUGCAAGCAGUUGGAAUGGACGCCGAUCACUUAUUCAGCCCAGCGGGAUCACCAGUGGGCGAUCGAUCGAACGUACUGAAACCGAGCGAUGUCUGCUCGGUGGUUGCCCAGGAAUCACAUGGAACUGUCUUCAAUAUCGUUAGUUUCCUCUGUUUUCAUAUCUUAAUUCAUCUAAACUAUUUCACCAACUUGUGA